AUGAGGGAGUACGACCCUUUCACGCCCUACACGCACGAAGAGGUUAUCGAAAUCACGCCAGGACUUGGUGAUGCAUAUGAGAUGGCGAGCAAAGCACUUGAUGAGCAUAUGGGCAUUGAUCAAUGGCGAAAGCAACUGAUGAAUCUAGCCAACGAGGCUUCGGGCUCGGACACUAACAUGAACGACUCGGGCGAUGAUUCAGACUCAGAUCCAGAAAUGAGACAGGCUCUCCGGCAGAGCCGCAAAGAAUUCUAUGGUAAUCGGUCGAAAGGGCGAAUUGCGAACAGCUUCUCACAUCCACCGACUUCAUCACAGUCGCCAUCAAAACCUGCGCGGUUCCCAGCCAAUCGUCGCGUUUCUGUCGUCUCCGGCUCCAGCAGAGCUCCAGAUACGAUCUUGAAUGCAUGGGAAGCACCGUCGAGACCUGCCGCCAGCUCAUCGCAGCCCUCAAGAGACCAUGGACAACUUCAGGCCGUACCAUCCCCACAAGAUCGGUUGAAUAUGCGCAGAGACACGCCAAUAGACCUAACGGACGACAGCAGCGCCCAUAACUCGACUGAGGUAGGCUUCCUCGACCAUCAGCUUGGUGGCGUGGGACGUGGUCGGAAAGAACCAAUCAGCGAUACCAUCGAGGGCGAGCUCUCAGAAAGCAAGGAAUUCGUACAAGUAUUGGUCGGGCCUGACCAAGAAGUCUAUAACCUGCAAAUAUCGUGUCUGUGGGACCGUCCAUACUUCAGAGACUCCAAGCAGGGCCUCCUCCUGAUCGACCACAAUGACGCCGGGAUGUGGGAGCUCAAACACCCUGCUCUUGUCGACAUUAACCCCGAAGACUUCACAUUUAUCGCAGAAUACCUAGAAAGUGAUGGAUUUGGUCAUCGGAACCCGCAAGAGGGUGAGGAAGCGAACGAAGCCUUUGCACAAUGUGUUGCGGCGUGGAUCACCGCGGAGGUUUUGGGUAUGUGGGACAUGCUGGAACAUGUCGCUGAGAAGCUGAAGGGCAUAAAGCCGGGGAAGUUGGAAAUAUUGGUGUUCUGUCGACAUGUUUUCGCACAGGAUACAACAUCAAUCUCCCAUGAAUAUCUCAAGGAACAUUUGGCCGUAUACAUUGCGGAAAACUGGUGGCCAUACCUCAGGGAUGACCACUUGAGGUCGAGCUUCAUUGAGCUGCUGCAACACUUCCCAGAGUUGCAGCGAGACGUUUACGAGCGGAGGAUUCUGGCGCUGAAGAAAUGCAUUGAUCAGAGUCAAGAAGAUAGCGAUACUGACAUGGACUGA
This is a messenger RNA of Alternaria viburni, 1275 nucleotides long. RefSeq lists its product as uncharacterized. The transcript is spliced from 3 exons. The record is from RefSeq and is a predicted model, not a curated record. The coding region runs from base 1 to 1275 and encodes 424 amino acids. NCBI's taxonomy places the organism in Eukaryota, Fungi, Ascomycota, Dothideomycetes, Pleosporales, Pleosporaceae.